Molecule: messenger RNA, 348 nt
Organism: Cladophialophora carrionii CBS 160.54
Lineage: Eukaryota; Fungi; Ascomycota; Eurotiomycetes; Chaetothyriales; Herpotrichiellaceae
Exons: 2
Coding region: 1-348 (115 amino acids)
Source: RefSeq, a predicted model, not a curated record
AUGCGCCUGGCGGAGGGGCGACUAAUCACGAUCGCCCGUCCCAACGGAACGUUCAUGCACGUCGUCUAUGGCGAGACAAAGCGCGCGGCCAAUGCGAACACGGGCGCGGAACCUAUGGCGGCGCACGACAGCCAAGGACCUUUCUAUACGCCCUUCGCACAGCGCCGGCUCGACAUUCUCUGGUAUCCGCAGUUCCCGAAUGUUGAAGUCCUGACGUUCGUGCACUGGGAUCUGGGCGAGGAGUGGGUGGACCAUCAUAUCUUCUUCAUGCAAUGGGCGCCGCCAGAGGUGGAGGAGACGUACAUCCACCGCAGCUCUACGAGGUCCCGGACUUUGGGACGCAAUUGA